AUAUUCUUGCCAAAAACGCAUUAACUCUGUACGUCGCGAAACACUUGAUCAUUACCUGUCUUCUAUAUAAAGCAUGCACAAACCCUAGACGCAGCCACACUCUCUCGCAGGCUUCCCAGUUUCUCUCGCUGAAACAGACCAUAUACUUGCUAGCGAUGGCUGUUGCAUUCUAUGAUCUCAACUCAGAUGCAGGGUUGAAAAACCUUGAUGAUUACCUUCUUACUCGCAGUUACAUAACUGGCUACCAAGCUUCAAAGGAUGAUGUAACUGUAUAUGCAGCUCUCUCAAAGGUUCCAUCAUCUAAAUAUGUGAAUGCAUCUCGGUGGUUCAACCAUAUUGAUGCACUUUUAAGGAUUUCUGGUGUUUCUGCUGAAGGGUCUGGUGUUACUGUGGAGGGAUGUGCUUCAAUCCCUGAAGCGGCAAUUGCAACUCCUCCAACUGCUGACUCAAGGGCUGCAGCCGCAGACGACGACGACGAUGAUGUGGAUCUGUUUGGUGAGGAGACAGAAGAGGAAAAGAAAGCUGCUGAAGAGCGCGCUGCUGCUAUUAAGGCAUCUGCAAAAAAGAAAGAAAGUGGCAAGUCCUCAGUUCUUCUUGAUGUGAAGCCAUGGGAUGAUGAGACUGAUAUGAAAAAGCUUGAGGAAUCAGUUAGAGGUGUUCAGAUGGAAGGUUUGCUCUGGGGAGCAUCCAAACUUGUACCUGUUGGAUAUGGUAUAAAGAAAAUGCAGAUAAUGCUAACCAUUGUUGACGAUUUGGUGUCUGUUGACGAUCUGAUUGAGGAACAUCUGACCGCAGAGCCAGUUAAUGAGUACGUCCAGAGCUGUGAUAUUGUAGCUUUCAAUAAGAUAUAAAUUUGGGAUCCUGGCGAUGGGUGCUGGAUAGGUUUCCAGGAGAGUUUUAUUGGUGGAUGGUCAUUGCAGAGAGAAGAGAUAUUUAUGCGUCUGUCUUUUAAGUGUACUGUUUUUUGCAUCGUGGAUUUUGCAUUUGGUUGUUGGUUUCUUUUGGGUGGCGUUUGUCAUGACUAAAGUUGGUAGACAAUAUUUCUAAUGAAGAUAUAUUUAAGGUCA
Molecule: messenger RNA, 1067 nt
Organism: Mangifera indica (mango)
Lineage: Eukaryota; Viridiplantae; Streptophyta; Magnoliopsida; Sapindales; Anacardiaceae
Product: elongation factor 1-delta-like
Exons: 8
Coding region: 156-851 (231 amino acids)
Biological process (GO): translational elongation
Cellular component (GO): eukaryotic translation elongation factor 1 complex; cytosol
Molecular function (GO): guanyl-nucleotide exchange factor activity; translation elongation factor activity
Source: RefSeq, a predicted model, not a curated record